Drosophila ananassae is the source of this 1437-nucleotide messenger RNA. Its product is annotated as PR domain zinc finger protein 2. The transcript has 3 exons. Bases 353 to 1375 code for a protein of 340 amino acids. The record is from RefSeq and is a predicted model, not a curated record. Lineage: Eukaryota; Metazoa; Arthropoda; Insecta; Diptera; Drosophilidae.
ACACUUUCCAUCUCUCACACAACAACUUUGAAGACAUAACUUUAAAUUAAAAUUCAAACAUUUCGUAUUUAGUUAGAGAAUUAGUAGGCCGUAUUGGAGAUUCGUAUCCAAAUCUAAAAAGUGUCAAAGUUUGGGAUAUUCGGGCAUUUCCUUCAUACCUCACUUUAGUUCCGAACCUGCCAACCUGCAGUUCGGCUUUCGGUUUUCUUAUAUGUAGAUCAUAUUUUUUUGAGAGUUGUAUAUAUAUAUUGAUAUUUUAGUUAUUCAGUUCAGUUCUUCAGUUCAGUAUAAAUUUCGGGAUUAGUAAGAGAAACAAACAACAAGCCCAGUAAGUGUAACAAAUAUCAAAACAAUGCGUAGUCUAUUUUCAAAUCGGUACAACAACUCGCGACAAGAAUUCUAUGAACGCUACGAAGCUGCCCGGAUAUUGCAUCCCAAUCUGCCAUUGUGUGAGAGACCUCUACAACCAGCCCAGCAACAAAUCGUAGACUGCUCAACCCGGAGACGAUACAAAUCCUACAGAGAACUCGCCAACCAGACCCGCGAACAGUUGGAGAGCGAAGCCUGGCUGGCCAGUGACCGCCUGCCGAUAGUGGUGCGCCGCUCCAUCGAGACCAGGACGAACAAGGUGUUGAUGCCACGCUACGAUCCGUCCUCAGCCACCCACGAGUUCAGUCACAACGGAAGGCCUCGCCGCCGUGGUCGUCGUCCCGCCGCCUCCACAAUCGCCAAAAUCGCCUCAGACUUUGCCAAACAGGUCGGUGGUAUGCCGCCCAGUCGCUCGCCAUCGCCUCAUCAUGAGGGCGAUCCUCUCCAACUCGACACCGAUGAGGCCAAUAAGGAAAAAUUGAACUUCAUGCCGUUGGAUGAUUCACCCACAUCGUCCUCAUCAUCGCCAUCCUCGGUAGAGUCUCCAUCGCCAUUGUCGGUGUCCACGUCAUCGUCGCCAUCUUCCGCAUCCUCUUCGUCAUCAGCGGAUGCCGCGCCGAACAGCCAGGAGCAGGUACUGGAGCCAAAGGUCAAGGCCAAAAGAGGUCGCCGUCCCAAGGAAGGCUUUCCCGUGUACGGUACUGGGGACAUCGAUGACGAGAACAAGGAGAAUGUUCCACCAAAAAUGGGUAACGAUCAGGAUGGGGACAACCCACGAUCCAGAUCUUCGAUUGGACGCAUCUUCAUGUGCCCGGUUCCGGCUUGUAAACAACAUUUUGCUCUACGCCGUUCUUUGUACAAACAUCAACGAGAGGCUGGCCACCACAACUGGUCACACAAGUGCGAGAAGUGUGGCCAGAUCUUUCGCACGGCAGGCUUCAAGAGGAUGCAUGCCGAGGGAGCCUGUGAGCGCAAUUUGCUGAAACAGAAACUGAAAACCAAAUGAAAUUAAGCAACUUGUAUAGCGGGGGAACAAUGACUGAAUAAAUCGUAAUACACUUCCCCAUA